CGCUUCCGCACAGCUCAAGAACCUUGUAUCCUGGUACUCGAGCAUUUAAUCCCAUCCAAUGAAUCACAUUUAGGUUCGCCUGAAUGUCGGCUCCGCAAGGAUACCCAGAUUGUGGACACAUUGACAACAGAGAGGAUGCACUCGCGCGUGUGGAGGACAUCACUGCCGUAGGCUUCCUGCCGAAUCUCUCGGAUCUCGUAGGCUGGUACUUGUCCCUUACCGUUGGCACGGAACUGAGCAUUCAACGCCGCCUGUACUUCGUUGACCGUGACCUUACCUAUCGCUCCUCCGUCGAAGGCAUAGUUGUGGGGGCCUUUGCCGGCCGUGUCUCUGAGUUUUUCCACGGUCCCUGGGAGGGUGUUUGUCCGGAUGAGGUGUUCUUCGCAGUAAAGCCAUAUUCACCACGAUUAGUAGAGGAGAAUCCAGAGCAUCUGCUGGUCAUCGUCAUGAUGCUAGGUAUCAUCUCUUCUUUUUGCUGGUUGGAGUAUAAGUUAAUGGUUGAGGCUGGUGUCCCUUUCGCAGUUCCUUCUGAAGACCCUUAUUUUGCAGACCGUGAAGGGCUGUUUCUUCUCCUCAUGGCUGUUGUCACUAUCUCAUUGUUGCCUUUCUUGAAGCUGAUCUCGCCUGGCUUUCGCAACAUUCCUCAUCCACCUUCUUCAUCUCUUUAA
Molecule: messenger RNA, 668 nt
Organism: Aspergillus neoniger CBS 115656
Lineage: Eukaryota; Fungi; Ascomycota; Eurotiomycetes; Eurotiales; Aspergillaceae
Exons: 2
Coding region: 84-668 (194 amino acids)
Source: RefSeq, a predicted model, not a curated record